AGAGUAACAUGGAGCCAACAAUGGCAUCUGGUUUUUCAACGAUUUCAAAACUGCCUGCCUUCAUUAGCUACUCCACAUCCUCUCUGACUACCAUAAAUGUUAGAAAUCCCAGUGAAGAAUCUGCAUAAAAUAAAAUCCCUGUGUGAAAACAAAAGGAACAAUAUGAGACACACAACAAUAACUCUAUUGUUAUUGAUUUUAUUGUCUCUAUGGGCCUUGCAUAGGAAGUAUUAUUUCAGCUCAAAGCAGCUUCAGAGGAUGUCUCAGUGCUGGUUCCAGGCACGUCAAAGAGAACUGCAGCUAUCAGACUGGUUCCACCCCGUACACAUAGCAGAACUGAACAGGAACUUGAGUGUCACGGAGUGGUCAGCUCCGGUCGUGUGGCACAACAGUUACGACUACGGGAUCCUGCAGAAGUAUUACGCGCAGCGCAACGUCACUGUGGGGUUGACCGUGUUCGCUGUGGGCAGAUAUAUUGAACACUAUCUGGGAAGAUUUUUAGUAUCUGCUGAUAAGUAUUUUAUGACUGGCCACAAAGUCAUCAUUUAUGUCAUGACGGAUAACUUCUCUGCUAUGCCCUGGGUGUCUCUGAGUCGCCACCGAACGUUCAAAAUUUUUCAAAUUAAACGAGAAAAGAGAUGGCAAGACAUCAGCAUGAUGCGCAUGAAGACCAUUGCGGAGCACAUCGCGGACCACAUCCGGUACGAAGUGGACUUCCUCUUUUGCAUGGACGUGGACCAGGUCUUCAGAAGCCGAUUCGGUGUGGAGACUCUGGGAGAGCGCAUCGCUCAGUUACAUACUUUAUGGUAUCCGGAAAUGCCUGAUGUGUUUCCUUACGAGAGAAAUGAGUCAUCCGAGGCUUAUAUUCCCAAGGGUAAGGGAGAUUUUUAUUACCAUGCAGCUGUUUUCGGUGGCACGCCCACCCAAGUUCUCAAUAUCGUCAGGGAGUGCACCAAAGGAAUCAUGAAUGACAAGAAAAAUAACAUCGAAGCAGUGUGGCACGAUGAAAGCCACUUGAACAAAUAUUUCUUUCUCCAUAAACCCACUAAAAUCUUAUCGCCAGAAUACUGCUGGGAUUACAGGCACAGAGUGCCUCCCUACAUGAAAAAUAUCAGACUUUCUUGGAAUUUUAAGAAUUAUAGACUUCUUAGAGAAAGCAAAUAAUUUUGUAUCUCUUUGUAUUUCUAAAUAUAAAAGCAUCAGUUUGCCUCAUUCUUUAGGAAAUUAUCAGUUGACAAAGUCUAGCAUUAAAAGAUCACUAUUAAAAUGACAAGUCUAUCAACACAGCAAAGCCACACUUUUCAUCAUGUUAAUUUUGGAUCAUAUAAUGGAGAUUUAGGUAGUUUCAGGGUGAGUUUGCUAAAAUCAGAUGGAGAUUUAAUAAAUUUACAAUGUGUUUGGAUGUUGAGGAAAUAUUAUUUGUUAGCUUAUGUCAGAAUAGGAUAUAUUCCAUCACAAGCAAAUAAAACUUAAGCUAUUUUAAUUGAUCCAAGUGUAAA
Molecule: messenger RNA, 1499 nt
Organism: Octodon degus (degu)
Lineage: Eukaryota; Metazoa; Chordata; Mammalia; Rodentia; Octodontidae
Product: N-acetyllactosaminide alpha-1,3-galactosyltransferase-like
Exons: 6
Coding region: 97-1164 (355 amino acids)
Biological process (GO): carbohydrate metabolic process
Cellular component (GO): Golgi apparatus; vesicle; membrane
Molecular function (GO): hexosyltransferase activity
Source: RefSeq, a predicted model, not a curated record